Molecule: messenger RNA, 408 nt
Organism: Lodderomyces oxycetoniae
Lineage: Eukaryota; Fungi; Ascomycota; Pichiomycetes; Serinales; Debaryomycetaceae
Gene: AUT7
Product: ubiquitin-like protein
Exons: 2
Coding region: 1-408 (135 amino acids)
Biological process (GO): cellular response to nitrogen starvation; macroautophagy
Cellular component (GO): cytosol; autophagosome; fungal-type vacuole membrane
Molecular function (GO): phosphatidylethanolamine binding
Source: RefSeq, a predicted model, not a curated record
AUGAGAUCACAAUUCAAAGACGAGCAUCCUUUUGAGAAAAGACAGGCAGAAGCAGCCAGGAUUGCCCAAAGAUUCAAAGAUAGAGUACCAGUUAUAUGUGAGAAAGUUGAGAAUUCCGAUAUCCCUGAAAUCGAUAAGCGUAAAUACUUGGUACCCGUGGAUUUGACAGUGGGACAAUUUGUUUACGUGAUUAGAAAAAGAAUCAAGUUACCAAGUGAAAAGGCAAUCUUUAUAUUUGUCAAUGAUAUAUUACCCCCAACUGCGGCUUUGAUCAGUACUAUUUAUGAAGAGCAUAAAGACGAAGACGGAUUUUUGUAUGUUUUGUAUUCGGGGGAAAACACAUUUGGAAAGAAAGUCCCAAUUGAUUUGAGGGAGUUGGAAUAUGAUGAUAUCUCAACUGAUUACUAA